Molecule: messenger RNA, 1413 nt
Organism: Colletotrichum paranaense
Lineage: Eukaryota; Fungi; Ascomycota; Sordariomycetes; Glomerellales; Glomerellaceae
Product: ubiquinol-cytochrome-c reductase cytochrome c1
Exons: 3
Coding region: 1-1413 (470 amino acids)
Source: RefSeq, a predicted model, not a curated record
AUGCAACAUGUCUUCUCCAAAAAGCAUGCCGAGAUCCGUCACUCAAAAGCCAUUAAACGCAGAAUUCACGCUUGCUUGGACCCAGCGAUCAAGGCUCUGGACUUGAAGUAUACGCGGCCAGACGUCGUCAGUACGUGCCAGAAACUCCUUAAGGAGAGGAUCUUUGGAAUCAAAUGGAAGGCCGAGCAGCGAUUUCCUCAAUUAUUCCAACAACCCCCGCCUUCAUCACAAGUAGCUACACCAGCGAAUGCGCCGGAGACGUUGGAGGCUACGAGGCAGGGGGAAUAUUUGAAGGAGAAGAUCGUGGCACUCAUAGCUGAAAUAAAGGCGGAAAGGAAUUUUCGGCCGCAAGCUGAUAUUGCUACAGCGGAGGUGGGCGACGCGGCAAGCACCACGACCAGCAGCGACACCGCCAUCGCCGAGUCAACGACAACAACAACAACAACAGCGAUAGAGCGACAACCGCCUAUAGAGACCGCAACUUUCCCCGGGCUGCGCACCGCCUUCCUAUCCUACGAAGCCCAGCACGCCCUCUUCACAAGGACCCAAAGCCUUCUAGAGAAGGCCUGCUUCGACUACGCGAGGCAGGCGCACCCCAAUAUCCUGGAAGCAGGACAGUGGGAGUCGCCCGAGUGCGUCGAACUUCAGAAGUGGAUGUGGAUCUUCAAGAACGAGGUGUUUGAUACAUUCCGGACCGAGACAGUGCCCCUCCCGCACACCGAGUGGCACGCCUUCUUCGAAUCGAUCAGGCAGAUUCGGCAUAAAGCCGUCCAUCGCGAGGUUCUCUGCAUCGCGGACGUGAAGGCGUACCUCGCUGACGCAGAGAGCCUCGCGAAGCUGCUGCGGCAGGACGAGUGCCUGGCUAAGCUGGGCCUGCUGAGGGAGGAGAUGGAGAUGGUGCUGGCGAUCUCGGAGCGGAAGAAGGACGGGCUGACGGUCAAGUAUCAGGCCAAGUUUGAUGAGAUUGAGGUGCGGAGGAAGGAGCUGGAUGAGCUUGAGAGGCGGACGAGGGAGGAGAUGGUGCGGGAGCAUCGGAUGAUGCAGAGUGACCUCGGCUUUGGCUUCAAGCUUGCGGUCUCGGAGAUGAAUGAGACGGUAGUUCCAGGGAAGGGAGGUGAAGUGGUAGGGGAUAAAGAAGAAGGCGGGGGCUCCUGGAGACUUAUCGACGGCUUCUGGAAACUGGUUUCUGGCUGGUCCUCGUCCUCUGAAGUCUCUUCAGUAUCAGACCUUGUCAAAACUGCGCGAGCUCGGAGUGACAGCAUCGAUCUAGGACUCGAUCUUGUCCCCGAAGCAAUCGGUGACGCCCAGCGUCAUGAUCGUGUCACCGGAGCACCUGACCGGAUCCGAAUGGACGUCGUCUUUCUGCGAGCCCUGCCACACUGGACGAUGCUGUUUUACUGGACAUCCCAGUAA